Nezara viridula (southern green stink bug) is the source of this 2269-nucleotide messenger RNA. The record is from the annotation of a GenBank genome assembly. Lineage: Eukaryota; Metazoa; Arthropoda; Insecta; Hemiptera; Pentatomidae.
GUUAAAUCGAACAGUCAUGUGUCUAACGGGUUAUGAUUUUCGUUGUCAAGUAAUGAUAGUCUGAAGUUUUUUCUUCUCAUUUAGUAAAUUGUUCAUGUCAAGUUCUUCCGCCUGUGUAUUUACAAUAAAGUGUGUUUGUACUACGUCAAAAUCUUCCGUUUUUUUCAGUCAUUGUUACAACAAAGUGGGGAGAGAAAUAAACUGGAUUUUUAGCUUGUUUAAUUUUAACAAAUAAAGUGUAGUUAAUUAUGUCUGGAAACAAUGUUUAUGGAGAAAUGCUCCUCACCAUCACACCCGAAAAGGUUUACAUCGAGCCUCUUCAAGAUGUCGAGAACAGCCUUAUUAUAGAUAGGUUUACCGGAAAUAUAACGAUAGCAAAUCUUCCAGGAAGUAGAGGAGAUGCACCAGUGUAUGGGAUUAAAAAAAAAGUGUAUGGAAUUAUUGGUAUUAUAAGGCUAAUAGUUGGUCAAUACUUGGUUGUAGUGACAGGCAGGUCCAAAGUUGGUAAUAUAUGGAGAAAGGAAGUCUUCCAGAUGGACUCUGCAGAAGUUAUAUGUAUUAAUAAAUUGCCUUUUCCAAUCAAUGAUAAGCAGAUAAGACUUGAAAAGAAGUAUAUCUCAAUGCUAGAAUUCAUUCUUGCCACUCCUUACUUUUACUUUUCAUAUUCCUAUGACCUCACUCACACAGUUUUGAGGUUUUGUAAUAAAAAGUCCGACUUCUUCGAAAUGCCGAUGUAUCAGAGGGCUGAACAGAGGUUCGUUUGGAAUAAAUAUAUUUUGUCUGAAUUCGCUAAGAACGCAGGUGUAUCUAGAUUCUGUCUUCCAGUCAUUCUCGGCUAUCUUUCGAUUACAUCUUACGUUUUGAACGCCAGGAAGUUCAAUCUCAUCUUGAUCUCCAGGAGGUCUAAUGAGAGAGCUGGGACCAGACUAUUUACCAGAGGAGUCGACUCAGAUGGAAAUGUUGCCAACUUUGUUGAGACUGAACAAAUUGUCGAAACUUCGUUUGAGCGUGCUAGUUUUGUUCAGACACGAGGGUCCAUACCAUUCUUCUGGCAGCAGUACCCAAAUCUGAAACUGAAACCAAGACCUACCAUAAUUAGAAUGAAAGGCCAUACUGUUGCUUUCAAAACACACUUUGAAACGCAGUUGAUGCACUAUGGAAGACAAGUUAUUGUGAACUUGAUUGAUCAUUCUGGGUCCGAAGGAAAGCUGGAAGAGUUUUUUAGAAUUUUAGUGGAUAAUUUAAGUAAUGCUGAUCUAAAGUACGAAGCUUUUGACUUCCACAGAGAAUGUUCUAAACUACGAUAUGAUAAAUUGAAGAUUCUUUUAGAUCGUUUAGCUAACGAUUUAGAAGAUAUGUCAAUGACGAUGAUCGUUGGAAAUGGAACGGUUGUAUCCCAACAGAAAGGUGUAUUCAGGACAAAUUGUAUUGACUGCUUGGACAGGACUAAUGUGGUUCAAUCGUUGUUGGCUAGAAACAGACUUACUUAUAUUCUACAGAAACUAUCGAUAUUGGAGAAAGAAGAAACAGUUGAGAGUCAAGUCGAUCUUGAAAACGCGUUCAAAACACUCUGGAGUGAUCAUGCAGACGUAAUAUCAAUGCAGUAUUCGGGCACGGAGGCAAUGAAAACAGAUUUCACUAGGACAGGAAAAAGAACCAAGUUCGGAAUGCUUCGAGAUGGCAUUAAAUCUCUCAAACGAUAUUAUAAAAAUAAUUUCAAGGAUGGUUUUCGAAAGGAUGCUUUGGAUCUCUGGCUUGGCCAUUAUCGAGUCUCUCCAGAUGAAGGGACAGUCAUAAGAAGCCCUCUUGAUGUUAAAAAGGAUUUCAAAUACGCAGCAUUUCCACUCAUCUUCCUUAUGGCUACUGCGAUGUUCUUUGCAAACCUCGUAUCACCAACUGAAUAUACUACGGACACUCUCAUGUCACUGUUAUUAUGGUGCUCUUUGGCAUCAGCAACUCUUGUUGCUAUCUUUUACUAUGGUUCAGAGUAUGUAAAUGGGCCGAAAUUGUGCCCCAUUCUUAAGUCACCGUCUUUCUAAUUAUGCAACUUGAGAAGUAAUAUGACAUGAGGUGCAUUGUUUAAAGAUAUAUGUAUCCAUAACUAUGUUGGUAUACUACAAGUGACAGUGCAGGAGCUAAUAUUGUUUUCCUUCUUUUGUUAGUCGGGAAACCUCUGUAGUACAUGGGCUUGAGACAUUUUUCGUCAAUGGACAGGCUAGAAUUAAUGAAUGGACUAAUAUAUUGUAAUAAAUAUAUAUUUUUUCCAUUU